Centruroides sculpturatus (bark scorpion) is the source of this 3575-nucleotide messenger RNA. Its product is annotated as transient receptor potential cation channel subfamily V member 5-like. Gene Ontology annotation, molecular function: calcium channel activity; protein binding. Gene Ontology annotation, cellular component: membrane. Bases 318 to 3377 code for a protein of 1019 amino acids. The record is from RefSeq and is a predicted model, not a curated record. Gene Ontology annotation, biological process: calcium ion import across plasma membrane. The transcript is spliced from 16 exons. Lineage: Eukaryota; Metazoa; Arthropoda; Arachnida; Scorpiones; Buthidae.
UAAAACGAAUAAAAAUUAAUAUAUAAUUUAAAUAGAAAAAACUUUGAUUAAUAAAAUCAAAGAAAAAUAUCGAAAGCAAUUUACUAAAUGCAUAUAUUAAAGAAAAUUAUAUUUGAAUUUUGCGCUUGCGUAUUAUCUCGCCAACAUCUAUUGACUUGGAAAUGCGGAGAAGUGUGGCGAGUAUCGGACAUCUCUUACAACUUUACAAUAAUAAUAAUAGUAAUAAUAAUAAGACACUAAUAAAUAAGUAAAAACAUUCCGGCGAAUGCUAUAAAUGAUGCUGAAACAACGUAGAAUUAACAAGAAAAAUGUUGUAAAUGGGGAAUAAUUUGUGCGUAAAUCACGAGAAAUCUUCUUCUUCUUCUUCUUCUUACGUAUUGGAUCAGAUUAUCAGCGAAAAUCCGGAUGAAGAACAAAAUCCUAUAUAUUCUCUAGCCAAUUAUAAAAAAGGUGGUAUACUUAUUAAUACUUACAAUCAAAAAGGUAAGGAAGGAGUAGGAAAAUUUGCUAGAGAAUUUCUACCGAAAUUUUUCGAAGAUAAGAAUUUCACUAACGAAAAAGAUCAGAUUUCCGUAUCUUUAGAUGGUCCUAUGCAUAAAAGACUAUGGAAAUUAGAGAGUAGAGGUUUAUUAGGAGAAAGUCUUUUGCAUAUUCUUGUCAUCUGCAACACGCCAACGCAUACAGAAAUUGCAUUAACUUUGUUGGAAUUGUUUCCUAAUUUGGCUUUGGAUAUUAUCGAAGGAGACGAAUACUUUGGUGCCAGUGCAUUGCACUUGAGUAUCGCCUAUCAGAAUUUGAAAUUAUCGAAGAUGUUAAUUGAGAAUGGUGCAGAUAUCUUUCAGAGAGCCACUGGACGAUUCUUUAAACCUACCGAUCAGCAAUCGGCGGUUCCUAAAAAACAGACAAAUUUUCACGGUUUAUUUUAUUUGGGCGAAUACCCUUUAGCGUGGGCGGCAUGUUGUGAAGACGAAACAGUUUAUAAUUUGUUGAUAAAAUAUGGAGCAGAUCCCAACAUGACUGAUAACUUUGGCAAUAUGGUCCUGCAUGCUAUUGUAAUUAGCGACAAGCAGAGUAUGUAUGGUUACGCAUUAAAACAUCCAACGAAACCAGCAAAGGACGAUAUUUUGAAUAAAUAUGGAUUAACUCCUUUGGCCUUGGCCUGUAAAUUAGGUCGAAACAAAAUAUUUCGAGAGAUGUUAGAACUUCGGUCGUUCGAAUUUUGGAGAUACAGUACGAUCACGUGCUGUGGUUAUCCCCUGAAUGCAUUGGAUAGUUUACUUUCAAAUGGAAAAACAAAUUGGAAUUCAGCUAUACUUAUAAUUUUAAGUGGAAAUACAAAUGAGCAUUUAGAUAUGUUAGACGGUGGCGUGAUCGAAAGACUUCUGGAAGAAAAAUGGAAGACCUUUGCUAGAAUGAUCCGACAAUUUAUGAAGAGACUAUCGUUGAUAUUUAUCCAUUUGGUUAUCAUGAGCAUCGCUGUAUUUUUAAGAAAAGAUAUUGGAAAACCCCUCCUCGGUCCGACAGACAUACAUUCCAUGUGUCGAUAUUGUGCAGAGAUUGGGACUUGUGUCGGUUGUAUAGGAUUUGUAAUUUUUCAGCCAGCCGAAGAAAUUCUAGCUCAAGGAUUAGCCACGUUUUUUAUUAAUGUGAUAAGCAACCCCCCAAAAGCCAUCUUUCUACUUUCGUGCAUAUUAAUACUUUUCUGCAUUCCUUGCCGAUUAACAGGAGAUAGAUCCACUGAAGAUAUCCUUUUAUCCAUAGCUCUUCCUGGAUCUUGGCUCUUCUUAAUGUUUUUUGCAGGGGCCAUUAAAUUGACCGGACCGUUUGUGACUAUGAUUUAUAGUAUUUUAACAGGAGAUAUGUUUAGAUUUUCUAUCAUUUACUUCAUUUUCUUACUGGCAUUCACCCAAGCAUUUUAUUUCCUCUUCAAAAGUCAGAAAAGUAAAAGAUUUCAAACGUAUCCAAAAACUUGGAUAACGCUCUUUCAAAUGACAUUAGGAAAUUAUGAGUACGAUGAAAUCCGUCGCACCGUUUAUUAUUACAUCACUCAAGUAGUUUUCACAGUUUUCCUGGUAUUUAUGCCGAUACUCUUGCUAAAUAUGCUGAUCGCCAUGAUGGGUAAUACGUAUUGUCAAGUGAUUGAACAAUCGGAGAAAGAAUGGGUGAAGCAGUGGGCUAAAAUUGUUGUCGCUCUCGAAAGAGCCGUUAGUCAGAAGAAGGCUCGUGAAUACAUGCAAUGCUAUUCUAUACCCGUUACAACAGCUAAUGAUGAACAAGAAAAUAGAGCCGUUAUGGUUAUUAGAAGAAAGUUAAAGUCGAAAGCUAGACAGAGGAAAGGAGCAUUAUCAAAUUGGAAGAGAAUGGGAAGACGAGUAAUUUUUCAAUUGAGGAAAUCGAAACAAGUGGACACGAAUAAUGUAGCACAGUUAAAUGAUAUUAACGAGCCGAAUGAGAAAUUUGAUACGGGAAAUGAAAAAAAUAAUAGUGUAAAUUCGAAUAUUCUCACUAGUGGAAUGUUAGAUAAUGUCUGUACAAUAUUAGAAGCAUAUUCAAUUGAUAAUUGCUUGGAUCCGUCUUCCCCUACUGCACCAAAUGUAAUGGAUAAUACACCACAAGAAGAUAUUAUUAAAGAAGAAAAAACAAUAAAUAUAGAAACUUGUCAGUUAGUAAAAAAUGUAGAAGAAUUAGAAGAAAGAAAUACUUUGUCAGAAUUAAAAACAAGUAUUCAAACCGGUGACAUCAAAGAAAAGAAAGAGAUAAAUGCGAAUUUAGAAAGAAAGAAAUCUUUGUUGGAAUCAGAGUCAAAAUUUACAACUAGUGCACUCAAAAUCGCAUCGCAAGAGAUUGUUCUUGCAGAAAAGAAAGAUAUUAAUGCAGUGGAGCAAGAAAGGAAAUGCUUUUUGUUAGAAUUCGACCAGAAAUAUUCACGUUCUCUACCUACAAUGUCGUCAGAAGAUGUAGACGAAAACAAGGAAAAGAUACACUUAGAGGAUACAAGAAAAGGAACCAAAAUAAAAAUCUGUAAAAAGCGUAAAAGGCACACAUUUACUAAAUCAAAAGUAGGAAUAUUAACAAACGAAAAUGAACUCAAUCCAGAAAAUAGUUGGAUAGAUAACACGAAAUUACAUCCAAAUAGACCAAAAUCUUCUUACAGAUCAUCGCGUGUAAAGAACCAAGAAAAGAGAACUCCGAAAAGAAAAAGAUGUUCAAAGAAAGUUAAAAUGUCAGAAUCGUCCAGUUUAGAAGAAUUAAAUCAAUAUAACAUUUCUAAGAAUCCAAUAAAACAAAAGGGAUUGACUCAUUGGAGUACGAAAGAUGUAGUCGAUAUGAAAUCUCUAGUUGCUUGGAAUGAAGAUUUUUUUCGGGAAGAUCCUUAAAACUUUCAGAGUAAAUCGUAAUUAUGAUACGUAGAACUACAUUAAACUUUCUAUACUUUCCUUAGUAUUAUAUAACUUAAACGCAAAGCGAAGAAAGUAUUGAUAGAAACAGUUUAAUCAGUUUAACAGCACUAUUUAUAUAUUGAAUGUAGUAAAAUUCACCCAAUAAAAUUUUAUUUAUAUAUAUUUUUUUAUUUU